AUGGAAAGUAGACGCGGCCACGCGGGCGACCUUGGAGCCGGAACGCGGCAGUGCGUCUGGAAGCUACGGCUUCAUCGCGUCUCCUGGUCGGGCGGGAUGAUUGGGCGCUUGCAGGCAGUUGGCUGCAGUCCUGCAGUUCUGCGUCCGCCACAGCGCACGGCAGGCGGCUGCACCAGCACCAGCACCAUGAUCGGCUACUUGAGCACCUACCGUAUUCGCCAGAUCUCGCUGCCAAAAGUGAUCGGUGCGUUGAAGACACUUUUCAGUUGCGACUCUGGCUUCGGCGAGGCCCUGGCGCGGCGGCUGGACUCGCUGGGUGUGCCCGUGGUGGCGGGCUGCCUCUUCCCGGAGGGCCCCGGAGCCCAGCGGCUGGUCCAGCAGUGCUCCUCCAGGCUGCGCGUCCUGCCGCUGGACGUCACCUCGGAGCAGCAGGUGCGCGACGCCGUCUCCAGCAUCCGCGACAGCCUGGACGGACGAGAGCUGUGGGCGCUGGUGAACAACGCGGGGAUGUCGGACAUAGGGGAGGCAGAGCUGGUGCCCCUGGAGGUGUUCGAGCGUACGCUGGCCGUCAACACAUUGGGCGUGGUGCGCGUCACACAGGCCUGUCUGCCACUCAUCCGGCAGGCCAAGGGCCGCAUCAUCACCGUCGCCAGUCCUCUGGGCAGGGCAGCAAUGCCGAUACUGUCCCCGUACUGCAUGUCCAAGAGUGCCGUCAUCUCGUACUGCGACGCUCUGCGUGUCGAGAUGAAGAAGUGGGGCGUCUCUGUCUGCACGGUGGAGCCGUCCAGCUACAUGUAA
Messenger RNA from Schistocerca americana (American grasshopper), 798 nucleotides. RefSeq names its product estradiol 17-beta-dehydrogenase 2-like. Lineage: Eukaryota; Metazoa; Arthropoda; Insecta; Orthoptera; Acrididae. The coding region runs from base 1 to 798 and encodes 265 amino acids. The record is from RefSeq and is a predicted model, not a curated record. The transcript is spliced from 5 exons. Gene Ontology annotation, molecular function: oxidoreductase activity.